This is a messenger RNA of Sphaerulina musiva SO2202, 1719 nucleotides long. RefSeq names its product nucleotide sugar dehydrogenase. The coding region runs from base 1 to 1263 and encodes 420 amino acids. Gene Ontology annotation, biological process: polysaccharide biosynthetic process. The record is from RefSeq and is a predicted model, not a curated record. Gene Ontology annotation, molecular function: oxidoreductase activity, acting on the CH-OH group of donors, NAD or NADP as acceptor; NAD binding; oxidoreductase activity, acting on the CH-CH group of donors, NAD or NADP as acceptor. Lineage: Eukaryota; Fungi; Ascomycota; Dothideomycetes; Mycosphaerellales; Mycosphaerellaceae. The transcript is spliced from 2 exons.
AUGACAUCCGAUACUGCGCGUAUCAAAGCCACUCUUGCACAAGAACGACAAUUUCAUCCCGUCGUGGCUGUCGUUGGAGUCGGAUACGUUGGUUCACACCUGGUUGAGGCAUUCGCCAGAGUCUACGAGGUGAUUGCUUUUGAUGUUUCAAAGCAGAGAAUCGAAAAGAUCGCACAGCAAUUCUCAGGAUCAGCGGCGGUUCGAACAACUUCACAUGCCCCUGAUUUGGCUGCCGCGAACGCUAUUCUCAUAUCCGUCCCAACCCCUCUCAACCACGACAAAACCAUCGAUACCACGUUCCUAGAGAUAGCAAUACGAACCAUCGCCCAGCAUGUUCGCCCAGGAGUUACUGUGGUCGUAGAAAGCACAGUAGCGAUAGGCAUGACAAGAGAGCUCCUCAGCUUCCUGGUCGCCACAAAGCACGCUAAAGUGGGCAUGUCUCCAGAGAGAGUGGAUCCAGGGCGCAAAUUUCCCGCGUUCCAGAGUAUCCCAAAGAUCAUCUCCGGCAUAGACUCUCCAUCAUUGGCUGCUGUACAUCAGCUCUAUGGGCGUGUGUUUGACCAUCUGAUUCCGGUGUCUUCGUUGGAGGCGGCAGAAAUGACGAAACUCUACGAGAAUUGUCAGCGCAUGGUAUGUGCGGCGUAUGCCAAUGAGAUGGCCGACGCUUGCGCCUCCCUGGGCAUCGAUGAAUGGGAGGUUAGCAGAGCGGCCGCAUCGAAACCAUUCGGUUACCAACCAUUUUGGCCUGGACCGGGAGUCGGUGGCCCCUGCAUACCUGUGAAUCCUUAUUAUCUCCUGAAGACAUGCAACAUGCCCAUCCUCCAGCACGCAACCGAAACCUCGUGGAGACGGCCUUCUGAGAUUGUUGAUCGGCUGAUGCGAGUGCUUGAGAACAAGCGAGGCACGACUGGGGCUCGAAGGCCUUUGUCAAACUUGAAAAUGCGUGUGCUCGUUGUAGGCGUAGGCUUCAAGAGGGGCCAGAGCAUGCUUCAUAACUCUCCAGGUGUUGCUGCCAUCCAAUUUCUGCUGGGAAAAUACGAUUUGGAUGUCGAGUUCGCAGAUCCUCUUGUCGAUCAAACGGCUCUGGCCUACGUGCCGAAGCUGAACACGUCCGUGGAUUGGAAUAAGAAUAGUCUUGAAGAAUUCGCUGGGAUACUCGUUACCGUGGAUCAGGUAGGCCUCGAUAUGCAUCUUCUUGAUCUGCUUGAAGGUGUAAUUGUGCACAACUACUCACCGAGAUCAUACACGUUGGCAAGCUUGUGAAUCGGGAUUUCGAUUGGGCAGACCCGGCGAUAGCGAUCAAUCGAGCUCGCUCAACAGGUGGUGGAUUGGAUUUGGUCGAUGGAAGCGAUUGCAGCUACCACAGCUUAUUGGCAAUCAGUCGAAUGGGUUGGCAUGAGAUCAUGGUCAGUAGAGUGUUGGUUAAGGCGACAGAAAAUCUCAGUUGAUGAUUAUUGGUACCUGAGGCACGUACCUAUCACAUCAAUGAAUUUCUCGGCAUACUGUACUCACGUCCGUCCCAUAUACAUGUACCUGACCUACCAUUCUCCCAUUGUGGUCGGCGAUGAGGUUUACUUGUAUGUAGUGCUGGCCACGAACAUGUCGCUGCUCAGAUAUUGGCAUCGCCUGAAGACUUCGAACACCCGGACUUAGUUUCUGUUCACCGCGAGUACACUCUUUCCCCUAUCCAAUCCCACUCUCUUCCUCGUCCGCAUCUUC